This is a messenger RNA of Magnolia sinica, 1804 nucleotides long. RefSeq lists its product as uncharacterized. The transcript has 2 exons. The record is from RefSeq and is a predicted model, not a curated record. Bases 1286 to 1639 code for a protein of 117 amino acids. Lineage: Eukaryota; Viridiplantae; Streptophyta; Magnoliopsida; Magnoliales; Magnoliaceae.
GGUGGGUUUUGGGUGAUAGAUUUUGCGUAUCGAUUCUGUAGGUGAGUUCCCUAUUUAUACUAGUUGGUUGGAGUGAAAGUGUCCGUCAAUCUUCGCACGAUCUCUACAAUUUGGCGAGAACUGCGAGUGCACUGAUGUCGUCGGUUACUCUAUGAACGUGGUGCAACGAUUAAUGCCAUUGUGCAUUACUGGAUUAAACCUGGCUCAGUCGCAGUAUCUUGACUGAUCGUCUGGAUUCAGACAGAGUAGACGAGCCGAGCACAAUUAUCCCUGAUUGGGCUCGGAUCACGUCAGCUCAGUUGUAGACAGAUAUGCCCCGAUCACUUGUAAUUGGUUUAGUCCAAAUCUUCCGAGCCCAUAUCUCGCCACAGGUCGAACCUACCUAACUUUGUGAUCCUGCUUGAUGAAGUAUCUGAUCCGGCUGCUCGUCUGGUCGAGCUGACCUUGAACUAAGCUCAGUUAGAUCAUCUUAGGAUGUGGUUGAGCCGAGCUGGCUUCGAUUGAGGUCGGAUCAAAAUCUCCCAUAACAGAAGCCCCCCACUCCCUGAGUUUGCAACGCAAGCUCGGGGAGCGAAUUCAUGCUGGGAAGACGAGUGGGCAGGGCAAUUCGCUUCAUCCUAAUAAUUGCGUCGGGAACGGUUCCAUAAUGACAAGCUUUAUUAUUGAGGCGUCGGGCUCCUUACGGCGGGCGGUUCGUUUCUUGGCGAGUGGUAGGAGGACACGUGUCAAGGAUUGAGGACACGAGACGACCAAAUCGCCUGGGAAUUCGCCACGGGCGUCGUAACGAGAAAAAGGUGGGCGGCUCUUCGCAUACCACAUUAAUUGCCAUUUACUAUGGCCAGUGCUCGGCCACGGAAGACGUGUUGCUCGGACUAAUGAGGCGCUGCCACGUAUGGAGUAGUGCUCGGCAUGGCUAUCUGACUUCAGCAAUAACUACUUGUCAUGAUUGCUUUUUGGCUGGGAACAGUAUAAGAACCACUGCUUCACUCAUUUGGUUCAGCAUUUGCUAGCCAUCAUUCUGCCGCUGUGACUCUUGGAGCGAACGCAAUCCUCCUACGCAAAGGGCCUGCUAGAGCUUUCCUCUGUCCUCUAAGCCCAGGUCGACAAGGUGCGGGUGCUGAAAGAGGAGCACCACAUCUGGCACGAGCUCAUUUCCCCGACGAACCUUUACAAGUCAGGUCUUUGUAGAUAUACCCCUCUUCUCUUUACUCUCGGUAAGUGUCUUGUUGAUAGCUUUAGUUUUUGUCAAUCGAGUUUAUUUUGAUCCGAACUGUGCCUUGCAGGGAUGGCCGAGCCUUCGGGCGCCAAGAAGAGGAAGCAGCCCCCGCCCCUCAACGAGAUGCUCCGGGUGAAGGUCACUGCUCGGAGGAAGAAGGGGACCUCUCGGGCUGAAGCCGGGCCUGUUGUUACUCCUAUCCGCGCCCCUGAAGUGCCCCCGACUGUCCCUUCACAUCCACCUGGGAUGGAAAGGGAAGCAGUCGGGGAAACCGCUAUCGCGUCUCCCACCCGUUCAGAGCUCAGGAGGGAAAUUUUGGCGAGCGCUGAGCGCAUCGAACUCAUGCUCGCCAAAGUCGACUACCUGGUCGGCAGAGCUAGCUCUCCGCCCAAGGGCGAGGAUGCGCCAAUGGCUGAGCUUUAGGCCUCGGCCGCCAGCGGCAUUGGCAAGGCUACUGGAUCUGCCCCCCUUCCAGAAUCUGGGGAGCUCCUGUCCGGCUACCACAUGUCCCGCCUAGUCAACUGGGCGGCGAAGCAUGUUCUCGAGGUGGAGAUUGUCGACCUCCUCUCUUGUCGCCAUGAGUUUUUU